AUGCCCUUUGCAGCUUGCUUCGCGACCACCACCAUGUCUGCCAAUAUCGCCGCUCUCGAAUCCUUCUUUCGUCGCAUUCUACGCAUCACAGUCACCGAUGGCCGUGUCUUCAUUGGUUCUUUUGCUGGCACGGACAAGCCGCUCAAUAUUCUCCUCGUAAACACUGAAGAGUUUCGUAUCGGCCCCGACGAAAAUCCAGACGGAAGGUUCGUUGGCCAGAUCAUGGUCCCAUGGCAUCUUGUUGUUAAAGUGGAGCUGUAUCGAGAAGAUACGAAUGGGUUGGAGGCGCUGGAAUACAACGAUGAGGACAGGUAUACUUGA
Molecule: messenger RNA, 321 nt
Organism: Desarmillaria tabescens
Lineage: Eukaryota; Fungi; Basidiomycota; Agaricomycetes; Agaricales; Physalacriaceae
Exons: 1
Coding region: 1-321 (106 amino acids)
Cellular component (GO): NatC complex
Source: RefSeq, a predicted model, not a curated record